This is a messenger RNA of Microthlaspi erraticum, 1650 nucleotides long. The record is from the annotation of a GenBank genome assembly. NCBI's taxonomy places the organism in Eukaryota, Viridiplantae, Streptophyta, Magnoliopsida, Brassicales, Brassicaceae.
AUGGAACUCUUACUUCCACACGCAUCAAACUCAACACCUCUCACCGUCCUCGGCUUCUUAGACCGAGCCGCCUCCGUCUAUGGUGAUUGUCCGUCCGUCCUCCACUCCCCAAACACCGUCCACACUUGGUCCGAAACCCACAACCGCUGUCUUCGAAUCGCCUCGGCUCUCACUUCCUCCUCUCUAGGGAUUAACCGAGGCCAAGUCGUCUCCGUCGUGGGCCCAAAUGUCCCGUCCGUUUACGAGCUGCAGUUCGCUGUCCCAAUGUCCGGAGCCAUCUUAAACAACAUCAACCCACGUUUAGACGCGCAUGCACUCUCCAUCCUCCUGCGUCACAGCGAAUCCAAACUCGUUUUCGUCGACCACAAUUCUAUCUCUUUGGUUCUUGAAGCAGUCUCGUUCUUGGAAAAACACGAGAAGCCACACCUCGUCCUUCUCAACGACGACCAAGAGGACGAUUCUUCGUCGGCUUCGGAUUUUCUUGACAGUUACGAAGGGAUCAUGGAGAAAGGAGACUCGAGAUUCAAAUGGAUCCGUCCUCAAACAGAGUGGCAACCGAUGGUUCUCAACUACACUUCUGGAACGACGUCGUCUCCCAAAGGUGUAGUGCUUAGCCAUAGAGCAGUUUUCACGCUUACCGUUAGCUCUUUGCUUGACUGGUCUUUACCGAACCAACCGGUUUACCUUUGGACUCUACCGAUGUUCCACGCCAACGGUUGGGGUUACACGUGGGGCAACGCGGCUGUCGGAGCCACCAACGUUUGCACGCGUAGAGUCGACGCACCGACUAUAUACGACUUGAUUGAUAAGCACCACGUGACUCACAUGUGUGCUGCACCGAUGGUUCUCAACAUGCUAACCAACUACCCGUCCCCUAAACCGCUCAAGAGCCCGGUUCAGGUUAUGACCGCCGGAGCUCCACCACCGGCAGCGAUUAUCUCACGAGCAGAAUCACUCGGUUUCAAUGUCAGUCAUGGGUACGGUUUAACAGAAACCGGAGGACUAGUUGUAUCAUGUGCUUGGAAGCGUGAGUGGGAUCAUCUUGAACCAUUGGAGAGAGCAAGAUUGAAAUCAAGACAAGGUGUAAGAACCACUGGCUUUGCGGAAGUCGACGUUAAGGACCCGAGAACAGGGAAGAGUGUGGAGCACGACGGAGUUUCUGUAGGAGAAGUCGUGUUCAAAGGCGCAUCGGUUAUGCUCGGUUACUAUAAAGACCCGGAAGGUACCGCAGCGUGUAUGAGAGAGGACGGAUGGUUUUAUACCGGGGACGUUGGGGUGAUACACAAAGACGGUUACUUGGAGGUGAAAGACCGGUCAAAGGAUGUGAUCAUAUGUGGAGGAGAGAACAUAAGCAGCGCGGAGGUUGAGGCUGUUUUGUAUACAAAUCCGGUGGUGAAGGAAGCUGCGGUGGUGGCUAAACCGGAUAAGAUGUGGGGAGAGACACCGUGUGCUUUUGUGAGCUUGAAGAAUGUUAACAAUGGUGAUGGUUCGGUUCCGGUUACUGAGAAAGAUAUAAGAGAGUUUUGUAAAACAAGGUUACCUAAGUUUAUGGUUCCGAGGAAAGUGAUUUUUCAGGAGGAGCUUCCAAAGACUUCUACUGGAAAGAUCCAAAAGUUUCUUCUCAGACAAAUGGCAAAGUCUCUAUCUUGA